This is a messenger RNA of Arthroderma uncinatum, 822 nucleotides long. RefSeq lists its product as uncharacterized. Bases 1 to 822 code for a protein of 273 amino acids. The transcript has a single exon. The record is from RefSeq and is a predicted model, not a curated record. NCBI's taxonomy places the organism in Eukaryota, Fungi, Ascomycota, Eurotiomycetes, Onygenales, Arthrodermataceae.
AUGGAGAAUAUCAUGAGCCAGGUUGCCGAUGCCUUUAUUGAACUGGAGAAAUACCCGUUCGAGUCAAUGGGUUCCUUACGUGGGCCAGGGGAGCCUGUGAUCGUGUCAUUCGCUCGGGAAUCGUUAACGGAGCGUGUCAAUGAAGAGGUACACGCUGUUGGCCCUUGUUCAUCAAGGAAGGAAUACCUGAAGGAGUCAAUUCAAUUGACGCUGAGGCUGAUUCUACGAGAUGAAAUGUACGCGACUCGUGAGGUCGAUGCAUAUAUUAUCCAUCUCUUUCUCUUGGACUCCAUCGAUGCCAUAUGUUCUUCCCAAUGUGUUGCAGAUGAUGGACACUUCUACCUGAAACACGCUGACAACAAAGGUGACCAUAUCCUUGUUGAUGAAGACUACAAUGUUACAGCUAUUAUAGAUUGGGAAUGGGCUUACACGGCUCCAAAAUCGAUCGCCUUUAAUUCCCCUAUGGCCUUUUUCCCAGUGGGAGACUUCUACGACGGCGUCACCACAUCUGGCGAAGAAGAACUUCUCUUUGCACAGGUGCUCGAAGCCAAAGGGCGCCCUGAGCUAGCCAAUAUUGUGAGGAGCGGUAGGAUCCAGCAUCAUUUCGCGUUUUGUUGUGGAUAUGACUUUAUCACGGAUUGGGAUGGGUUUCUGGGACUAUUCAAAGGACUUCGACGUGCCCUCGGUGGUACCGAUGGAGAACUGGACUGGGACGACUGGAGGAAAAUGGCGUUGGAUCGAUAUAGUGACGAUGAAAACCUCAAAGCAUUAAUAGGCCGGCAGAAGGAGAAUGAUCGAGGGGACUUCGCGCGGGUUGACUGA